AUGGAUGUCCCUGAGAAAAAAUGGUCAGAUGUAAAAUUUGUCACUGACAACAUUCAGGAGCUUUGUGAUAAGGUGAAACGCAAAGUGGAGGAACAGACACAGAAGGAAUUCAAGGAGUACAAAGCAGUCUUUUACAGGGUAUUGGAUAUUCUAGUGCUACACUAUGUCAUCAAGGUUUAUGUAGGAGGUGAGUACCUCCAUCUGUGGGUCAUCCAAUGCGCUUCGACUGGUGAGCAACUGAUGGGAGUACAACAACAUCACAAGUGGAACGAUCCUCUCAAACCUUUUGAUGAAAACAACUAA
This is a messenger RNA of Poecilia reticulata (guppy), 303 nucleotides long. NCBI's taxonomy places the organism in Eukaryota, Metazoa, Chordata, Actinopteri, Cyprinodontiformes, Poeciliidae. The record is from RefSeq and is a predicted model, not a curated record.